Molecule: messenger RNA, 1713 nt
Organism: Trifolium pratense (red clover)
Lineage: Eukaryota; Viridiplantae; Streptophyta; Magnoliopsida; Fabales; Fabaceae
Product: serine/threonine-protein phosphatase 2A activator
Exons: 2
Coding region: 156-1325 (389 amino acids)
Biological process (GO): mitotic spindle organization
Cellular component (GO): nucleus; protein phosphatase type 2A complex; cytoplasm
Molecular function (GO): peptidyl-prolyl cis-trans isomerase activity; protein tyrosine phosphatase activator activity
Source: RefSeq, a predicted model, not a curated record
CAAAUGAUAGUCUCUAAAAUGAGCCCAUAUUUCGCAACAAAAGCCCAAUAAGUAAAAACUAAGCCCAACCCAUAAACAAACGAACACUUCAAUUUUCCUUCUUUCUUCUUCUUCUUCUUCCUCAACGCUUUCACUGCAAUCUUCAACAACAAACAAUGGAAGAAGAAUCACACCAUCAACACCAUCACCACGAACACCAAAACUCUCCUCAAUCACAAUCACCACCAACCACCGGAACCUGCUGCAAGUGCGGCGGUCCAACAACCUUCGCACCACCACCAGUAUCCCCAUCCUUCUCAGAAAUCUCUCCACCACCAACAUACCGUCCAAUCCGCGCUCCGGCGAUCCCACCGGACCCAAAUUCACAACGUGCAAUCAUGCUUGCACCAGUUCCACAAGCACAACAUGUUCCCAUAGCUUCACCACCUUUCCAUUUCCAAAUCCCAAUCAAACGUAUCCAAACUCCCGACGACAUUCGCCGAUUUCAUGACUCCGAUUCCGGUAAAAACUUCGUCGGAUUCAUCGUUGCACUCUCUGAAUCAUUCCGUUGUCGCAAAAUUUCUGAUCCUUGUCACCAAUCUGAAACAACUAACACUAUUGUUUCAAUCCUCGAAACCCUAACUCAAUGGAUCGAUGAAAUUCCACCUGCACAACAAGCUGCACGUUAUGGAAACAUCGCUUAUCGAACCUGGCAUGAACGCCUUGUAAAUUCUGGUGAAUCCCUCAUGUUUCGGUUCCUACCGGAGAAUCUAAGGGAUGCAACUGUCGAAAUUGUUCCUUAUUUCUCUGAUAGCUUUGGUAACUCGAGCCGAAUUGAUUAUGGAACAGGGCACGAGACAAAUUUCGCGGCUUGGUUGUAUUGUUUGGCGAGAUUAGGGGUGAUUGGAGAAGAGGAUUAUCAGGCUGUAGUUAGUAGAGUGUUUGUGAAGUAUCUUGAUUUGAUGAGAAAGUUGCAGUUGGUUUAUUGUUUGGAACCUGCUGGUUCACAUGGUGUUUGGGGGCUUGAUGAUUAUCAUUUUUUGCCGUUUAUAUUUGGGUCUUCGCAAUUGAUUGAUCAUAAGUAUAUGAAGCCGAAAUCGAUUCAUAAUAGGGAUAUAUUGGAUAAUUUCUCUAAUGAGUAUCUUUACCUUGGUUGCAUUUGUUUUGUUAUGAAGGUGAAGAAGGGUCAUUUUGCUGAACAUUCACCUAUGUUGGAUGAUAUUAGUGGUGUGCCUAAUUGGAAGAAGGUUAAUAGUGGUUUGCUUAAGAUGUAUAAAGCUGAAGUCUUGGAGAAGGUUCCCAUUAUGCAGCAUUUUCUUUUUGGAUCUCUUAUUAAGUGGGAAUAGUGCUUUGAGUCACUUUGCUGAGGCUAAGCCAUGAACCGGGUUGAUGCAAUGGAGUAUAUGAAGUUAUUAGAUGCAUCAUAUUAUAUUUGUAGAAGUUAUAUAAUCACUUUGUUGAAGUACUUGUUCUCAGUCGACUUACUUAUUCUAGAUAUACUCAUGUUCGUAAAAGUAAAACACAAUGGAUAGAGUUUCUUCUAAUUGCUAUAUGAUGACGAAAAUGUUUUGCUACAAGCCGGAGAAUGGUCCAUAAGCACGCAAGAUCUGGUUAAUGUAUUUGUUAUGUUUUUCUGGUUAAUGAUGUAUUUGAUUCUAGCUCUUGCAUUUUGAGCGGCUUAUUGAUAGUCCCUUUAUCUUGGUGGUGAGAUUUGCAAAUAAGUUUGAAAAUUCA